UAUAGGAGCCUCAUAUGGAAGCCCCCGCCGCAUUUCGACAGAAGAAUCCCUGGCUGGGUGACGGGCUAUGUUCGGCGCUUCUGGCAGGAUCAUCGGGGAACGCCAGAAGCCCCCGGGCGGGUGGUCACGCUCAUUGAACGCUCCCACUGGGAACAGCUCACGGAUCACCAUGACUCUGCCCCUGACAAGGUAUGGGGCGUAGCUUAUCGGAUUCACCCCGACCAUGUCGCGGAGGUCAAGGAGUAUCUCGAUAUCCGCGAGAUCAACGGCUACUCCAUCCACUACACGCCUUUCCACCCCGCCGAUGGCUCCCCGCCUAUUCAGACACUCGUCUACAUCGGCACGCCCGAUAACGAGCAGUUUGUCGGCCCCCAAGAUCCUCAGCAGCUCGCCGAGCACAUCUUGCGUAGUCGUGGACCCAGUGGGCUGAACAAGGAUUAUCUCUUUGGCCUGGAGGCGGCCUUGGCUGAGCUGUGCCCAGAGAGCGAAGAUGUCCACGUUAGCGAUCUCGCACGCCGCGUGAGG
Molecule: messenger RNA, 525 nt
Organism: Trichoderma reesei QM6a
Lineage: Eukaryota; Fungi; Ascomycota; Sordariomycetes; Hypocreales; Hypocreaceae
Exons: 3
Biological process (GO): glutathione catabolic process
Cellular component (GO): cytoplasm
Molecular function (GO): gamma-glutamylcyclotransferase activity; glutathione specific gamma-glutamylcyclotransferase activity
Source: RefSeq, a predicted model, not a curated record